AUGCUCAGAUUUGCCAGAUUGAUAACGGGCUCAGCAUCCCCAACUAUUACGCUUUUCCACAAUACAAAUUCCAAGCUCUCUCAUCACUUGCUCGAGCGUUUGACCAUCCACAAAUCCCGCUUUUUGCUAGAUGUCCGUCAGAAUCGAUUACCACUGUACGAAACGUACUCCUUCAUCCACCAGGAGUGUAUGAAUGUUCAUCCCCAGAACAACCGGAGUUUCGAACGCAUUUUUCCAGCGUUACUUGCCUCGCCAAGUCACCUGUUUUGCAAUGUUGAAGUAAAGACAAAAUCAAAAUUGAAACAAUUCGUUCCAGACUUGGAAUUGGUGAAUGAGUCGUCUUAUCUGGAUAAUAUUGCUCUUCAUAAUGCGACAGAAUUAUCACCUUUCGUAGUGGACUGGGCCAACAAGUUAGUGGCUGUGGACGACGAAGGCUUAGACACCAUCAUGCAAAACUAUUACUCGUGUGGAAUGCAAAAGAGUAGUAAGGUACAUUUACCUGAAGGAAGUGACUCCAUACACCAAGGACCUGAUUCUGGAAACAGUCCUAUAUUCAAUUCUCCAAAGAUCUCCCUUCAAGAAACUUGUGGCCCUCAAUACAAUCAGUCUGCUGCGGCUGCUGCUGCUGCUGCUACGGCCGCUCGUUGUGUGGUGCAUCCUCACAUUGCCGAGUUUGCUGACCUCUACUGA
Messenger RNA from Metschnikowia bicuspidata var. bicuspidata NRRL YB-4993, 690 nucleotides. RefSeq lists its product as uncharacterized. The coding region runs from base 1 to 690 and encodes 229 amino acids. The transcript has a single exon. Gene Ontology annotation, cellular component: mitochondrion. Lineage: Eukaryota; Fungi; Ascomycota; Pichiomycetes; Serinales; Metschnikowiaceae. Gene Ontology annotation, molecular function: oxidoreductase activity. The record is from RefSeq and is a predicted model, not a curated record.